CGCACAUGAUUGUUGUCAGUUUGGAUACACAACACGAAUCUAUUUCUUUGCGCUCUAUACCUUGUAACAAAAUCAAAAACAUGGCAUUGCCAGUAAAUGGCUGUGUACCCCUUAAGAAACCUAGACUAGCACCCACAAACCCUGUUACUGUUGUCCUGGGAUCACAAUGGGGUGAUGAAGGGAAAGGAAAAAUUGUUGACAUGAUUGCUGCUAAUGCCGACAUUUGCUGCCGCUGUCAGGGAGGUAACAAUGCUGGUCACACUGUAGUUGUUGGUGAAAAAGCCUAUGAUUUCCACCUACUGCCGAGCGGUAUAGUCAACAAGAAAUGCACAGCUGUUAUAGGAAAUGGGGUCGUGGUACAUCUGCCAAAUUUGUUUGAGGAAAUUGAAAAGAAUGUUGAGAAAGGAAUGGAGGGUUGGCAGGAAAGACUUUUGAUCUCAAACCGAGCUCACUUAGUGUUUGAUGUUCAUCAGAUGGUGGAUGGCCUACAGGAAACUGGAAGGGGCAAGAACAUAAUUGGAACAACUAAGAAAGGAAUUGGUCCAGCUUAUUCCUCUAAGGCAACUCGUAAUGGUCUACGUGUUGGUGAUCUUGUCGGUGACUUCUCUCUAUUUACAGAAAAAUUCAGGAAGUUAAUAGACUACUACAAGAGCCAUCAUCAGGAUUUAGAAGUGGAUGUUAACAAGGAACUUGAGAGGUAUAAGGUAUUGCGCAACAAAGUCAAACCAUUUGUGAGGGAUACAAUUCCAAUUCUGUCCAAGGCCAUCAAAGAUGGGAAAACAAUACUCGUUGAAGGAGCCCAGUCUAAUGUUCUAGACAUAGACUUUGGACUUUACCCAUAUGUGACAUCUUCUAACUGCAGCGUAGGAGGGGUGUGUACCGGCCUAGGAAUCCCACCCCACUGUCUUGGUGACAUUGUGGGUGUGGUCAAAGCUUACCUCACGAGGGUGGGCAGUGGAGGAUUUCCCACAGAACUCAACAAUGAAGUGGGUGAGAAACUGGUAAACAUUGGCCAUGAGUAUGGAGUGACAACAGGAAGGAAAAGAAGAGUAGGGUGGUUGGAUAUAGUGAUGUUACGUUACUCCAACAUGAUCAAUGGAUUUACUCAUCUGGCAAUAACAAAGCUGGAUGUGUUAGAUGACUUUGAUGAAGUGAAAAUAGGUAUAGCAUAUGAACUAGAUGGAGUAAAAAAUUACGACAGUUUUCCAGCUCUGGAUGAAGAUCUCUGCAGAGUAAAGGUGGAAUAUUUGACAUUACCAGGGUGGAAAGUAACCACAGCCGGAGCUCGAAAUUUCUCAGAUCUACCUCAGAAUGCACAGAAUUAUAUACACAAGGUCGAGGAGUUGGUCGGAGUGCCAGUGAAGUGGAUUGGAGUUGGGCAAUCCAGAGACUCUGUCAUUGAAGUCUGUUAACAUCACUCCAUGGAUUUGGCCAUUGAAGGGGAAAACAUGGAAAUCUUUUGAAAUUAUAGAAAUCCACACCUGUAUCUUUACAUAACUAUCUCUAUACUAAGUGGUGGUGGAAUUUUCCCUGACUUUGUAAAUAAACAAUUCCAAUUAAUCAUGUUUUAAUUGACAGUCUGUGAUCAUCAAAUUGAUAUUGUUUUUAAAUAAUGGUAAAAAGAACACUUGUAAUGUGUUUUAAUGAUUUUUUUUUUUAAUUUUAAAUGUGAAAAUAUUUAAGGCAUAUAAAUUUGUGUUAUUGGAUGUUAGUCAUUGGGUAACAGACAUGUUCUGAUCAAUGUCUCUUUGUAAUCAGAUCUGAGGGUGUUGCUUCAUUGUGUUCAUAUAUUUUUUCCUGUGUUGUAAAACCAAUUCCAACAUUCAAACAGCUGUGUGUGUUCAUAAAUCAGACUUUUAGAGCAAGUUUUAAAAUUGUUUUUUAAUGUUUUUAUAGGGCAUAAUGGUAGUAGAAAAUAAGUAGGCACUAAAUAAUUUCAUUUAGUAAUACUCAUGUGACUAAACUUGUGUAUAAAAAAGAAUUUUCCAGACAGAUCCUAUCUGAAAACACAAUUUUUGAAGUCGCAACAAUACAGUGUUGAUAUUGAAAUUUUCUGUUCGAUUUUUGUGUAUUUCUUUUUAUAUAAUAAUAAUUUCGUGUUGAUGAAAACUGCUGGAUCAAGGAACAUGUAUAUGCUAUAUUUUUUAACAAGUAAAUUUUUGCACUAUUUGCUCAACUACAUGUUCUUCAAAGGAAAGUGUAUAGAACAUAUUUCCUGAUUUUAUCUCUUAAUAACUCUGCUUUUAAUUUUACAUCAUGCUACAUAUUGAUACUGUAUCGAAUUGCAUUUUUUCCUACAACAUCUGAUAGAGGAAUCUCCUACAUACUAUAUUCAUCCUUUAGAAGUCACUGAUAGCAAUUGAUUAAGUUUAGGAAUUUCUUACUGGUAAAUUUUUCCAGUGUUUUUCUUCUUUUAAUGAUGAAAUAUUUUAUACUUUGAAUUUGCUUCCUAAAAUUAAUAAAACUUGUCUGCUACUUUGUGAUGAUUGUGCAAAUUACACUUAAUAAAAGGCCAUGUUGAAGUAUACUCCUAUUUAGUUAAUAAACUUUUUAAAUUACUGGAGUUUUUUGCCAUUUGUACCAAGAGUUACCAUGGUGGCCUUACUCCUCUUCAACUCUCUUCCUACAAGUUUUUCUUGCUAGAUUUUUCUUCGGUCUUCAAAAUUCAGCAUCAUACAAUAUUUUUAUAUAAAUGCACAGGGCUAUUUGCCUAAUAUUCAUUAGACCAUGACUAAAUUCAAUUGUAUUCAUGACCAUUCAUUCAUCUUUAUGAUGGUAUUUUUGUUUUAUGUCCCAAACUUAUGCAGAGUUGGCGUAUCUUUUAGAUUAUUUGAACCUAAGCUUGCAUAGGGAUUAAUUUUAAAGCUUAAGUCAGCUAUAUGAAUUAUAAUCAAUACUGUGUAUUUUGUAUCUGUUUGCAGUGUUGAUGUUGUUCAAGACGUUGUUGAAAUAUAUCUUUAUAAGUUGGCAACAUUUUUACCUGUCACCAUGAUGUUUUAUUAAGAAAAAAAAAAUAAUCCUUUACAUUUAAUUUCUAUAAUAAAGAUGUGUAUACAUAUACUACAAGGCA
Molecule: messenger RNA, 3070 nt
Organism: Saccostrea echinata
Lineage: Eukaryota; Metazoa; Mollusca; Bivalvia; Ostreida; Ostreidae
Product: adenylosuccinate synthetase-like
Exons: 13
Coding region: 6-1412 (468 amino acids)
Biological process (GO): 'de novo' AMP biosynthetic process; IMP metabolic process
Cellular component (GO): cytoplasm
Molecular function (GO): adenylosuccinate synthase activity; GTP binding
Source: RefSeq, a predicted model, not a curated record